Messenger RNA from Phragmites australis (common reed), 791 nucleotides. RefSeq lists its product as uncharacterized. The coding region runs from base 30 to 518 and encodes 162 amino acids. The record is from RefSeq and is a predicted model, not a curated record. NCBI's taxonomy places the organism in Eukaryota, Viridiplantae, Streptophyta, Magnoliopsida, Poales, Poaceae. The transcript has a single exon.
UCCCGACCAAGCUCUGCUCCGCGUUCUGGAUGAUGGCGAGAGCAGCCGCGCCGAGCGCCAUGGCGGCGGCAUCCUCGCGCCCCACGGCGCCGGCGCGCCUUCCCCGCAGCUGCGUCAGCCUCACCGCCGCCCGCGGGGUCUGCUCGCAGCCGCAGCACCGCCUGGCGCGGCCUGCGGCUGCGGCGGCGGCCCCGCCGCGGAACAGGGCGUGCACGUGCUCGCCCACGACGCACCCGGGUUCGUUCCGCUGCGCCCUGCACAGGAAGCGCGCCUCGCCCGCCGCGCCGCCGGGGACGGCACCUGUGUCGAGCAGGCUGAGCGCCGCCCGGCUGCCGUCGAUGGCCAGCCCGCUGGCGCGCAUCGCGGCGGUGGAGAAGGGCGGCGACCACAUCAGGCGCGCGCUUGCAUCCCUCGUCCGCCCGUCCUCGCAGCAGCACCAGCGCCGCCGCGCGGACUUCCGCCCGCGUCCCAGCUGCCUCUCCGCCAUGUCCACGGCUGCUGACAAGCCAUCACCGUGAAGCGUCCAAUGUUCAAUUCCUCGCGGCUUGCUUGCCGCAACAAUUUUGUUGUCCACGUUUCAUUUCAUUCCUUAAUUUUUUUUCCCUGGUGCCCAGUGCCUGCCGCUCUGUUCUAGCAAAAAAUUUCGCAAUGUAGUAGUAGAGGCCUUUCGUCGCUGAAAGCUUUGUGCACUAUUACGAUCAUAUGAUCAUAUCAGAUUACAAAAUUGUUGUUCUUUUCGGGACACCAUUGACGCCUUUCUUGCUGAAGCAUGAAGCAGAGUAAUUUUCUUC